UCCCGGGGGGCCCGGGGCCAGGGGCCAUGCUGCCCGGGGUCGGGGUGUUCGGCACCAGCCUGACGGCCCGGGUCAUCAUCCCGCUGCUCAAGGGCCAGGGCUUCGCGGUGACGGCGCUGUGGGGCCGCACGGCCGAGGAGGCGGAGCAGCUGGCGGCGGACAUGGACGUACCGUUCUACACCAGCCGCAUCGACGACGUGCUGCUGCACCAGGACGUGGACCUGGUCUGCAUACACCUGCCGCCGCCGCUCACCCGGCAGGUGGCCGUCAAGACGCUGGGUAUCGGCAAGAAUGUGAUCUGUGAUCGGACCGCAACCCCUCUGGACGCCUUCAGAAUGAUGUCCGCUGCUCAGUACUACCCCAAGCUGCUGAGCAUCAUGGGAAACGUGCUGCGGUUUCUCCCAGCCUUCGUCCGGAUGAAGGAGCUGCUGGAGGAAGGCUACGUUGGAGAGCUGCUGGUCUGUGAGGCCCAGGUCCACAGCGGGAGUCUCCUGGGGAAGAAGUACAACUGGAGCUGUGACGACCUGAUGGGCGGCGGCGGGCUGCACUCGGUGGGCAGCUACAUCAUCGACCUGCUCACCUUCCUGACGGGCCAGCGCGCCGUCAAGGUGCACGGCUUCCUCAAGACCUUCGUCAAGCAGACGGACCACAUCCGGGGCAUCCGGCAGAUCACCAGCGACGACUUCUGCACCUUCCAGAUGGUGCUGCAGGGCGGCGCCUGCUGCACCGUCACCCUCAACUUCAACGUGCCGGGGGAGUUCCGGCAGGAGGUGGUGGUGGUGGGGACGGUGGGGCGGCUGACGGUCACCGGCACCGACCUGUACGGCCAGAAGAACAGCUCCGGCACCGGCCCCGAGCUGCUUCUGAAGGACGCCACCCCGCUGGAGAAGUCGUCCCUGCCGGAGAAGGCCUUCAGCGACAUCCCGGCGCCCUAUCUGACCGGCACCAUCCGCAUGAUCCAGGCGGUGCGGCAGGCCUUCCAGGACCAGGACGACCGGCGCACCUGGGACGGCACGCCCCUCACCAUGGCCGCCACCUUCGAGGACUGCCUGUACGCGCUGUGCGUGGUGGACACCAUCAAGAAGUCCAACCGCAGCGGGGAGUGGCAGAACAUCGUGGUGAUGACGGAGGAGCCGGAGAUCAGCCCCGCAUACCUGAUCAGCGAGGCCAUGCGGCGCAGCAGGAUGUCCCUCUACUGCUAGACCCGGGCCCAGAGAGACCCAAGAGAUGUCAAGAAAAGCAAUCUUAUCAAUAAUCAAACUUUUAUUUAAACGUACGCUUAGCAAGUUGUUGCUCCUCGUAGGACGUACCUGUAAUUGCACUGAUUCAUGCAACAGAAGGAGCUGCGUGGAGCCGUCCCGGGUCGGGGGUCGGUAGCAGGGAGCUUGUUGUGAUCAUCUGAGUUUCAUCACUGAUCCUGGAGAGUUGGGACGAUCCCCUCGUUGCCACGGUUACCGGGGGAGCGUCCACCCUGUUGCACUGCAGGUUCUGUGUGGAUGCAACCAGAGGAGAAAGGAAAAUCAAUCCUUUGGCAGCCGGGUUUGUCAGAGGGCGGCUAAUGUAUGCAACAUCAGAGACGCCCCCCUCCUCCGCCAGCUACACGGCACCAGGGUUUGGCUUCACGCAGCAGAUCUUUACCGUACGGGAGGUCUGCAUCUGUAACAAGGUGGGAGCGUCAGGGCCGAGCCGUAGCCGGGGACAGUUUUAAACUACGUGUAUGUCCCCCCUUUUUAAAAUGCAUCAGUCCCCCCCCCCCAGUAUUAGAAGGGCUGGGUCUGCCGCGUCUCCAAAGGUCUGAUCAGGACCUGUGCUUCCUCCGGGAUGACCCGCGCAUGCCGGUGCACGUCAGCAGGCCAGUAAUAGGCCUUUUCAAGCAUGUAUGUAUGAACAAAGAUCAUCUCCAAAGCAAGGGCAGCUUUCUCUGAACUUUGACCCCCGGCCUCUGAUUUAGUUGAACGGGACAUUUCCAGCCAAAACCAUGUAGCACCGUGGGAUCCACUGUGGGCUAGGAAGGUUGGCAUCGCGAUAGGUUUCAUUUUCCCAUGUCGUGUCCCAUGUAACACCUGAACAGUCUCCUACUUCUCCGUCCAGCACGACGGAGAACCUACGAUACAUAUAUAUAUACAUAUAUACAUAUAUUUACAAAAGAAAACAACCCAGCUCAGUGUUCCACCUCUGCUUGUUACAGAAGAGUAUUAGAGCCAGGCAGGAGAAAAAAUAUUUGAGAGGGGAAGAUUUUUUUUAUUGUGCACUUAGAUAGAAUAAUGUUGAAAUACAAUUUCAAGAAUAAAGUUGAAAUUUCGACUUUUUUCUCAACAUUUCAACUUUAUUCAUGAAAUUUCGACUUUUUUCUCGACAUUUUGACUUUUUUCUCGAAAUUUCGACUUUUUUCUCAACAUUUCGACUUUUUUCUCGAAAUUGUACAUCAACAUUAAUCUCGAUAUUUUGACUUUUUUCUCGACAUUUUGACUUUUUUCUCGACAUUUUGACUAUUUUCUCCAAGUGCAUAAUGAAAGAAAAAUCUUCCUCCCCUAAAAUAUAAUUUGUAUUUUUUCUCCUGCCUGGCCCUGAUGUAGCUUGUAGACAUUUUAGCAUCGUGCAGCUUUGACCUUACGGGAGCACAGAGAGGUAAGUCCCACAGCAAGGCAGCUGCUUGGCGGCGUUGGUGGAGCUCCAGCAGAGCUCCAGUAGAGCUCCAGCGGAGCUCCAGCGGGGGACCGGGGGACCGGGGACUCCUCUGGCUCCGGUCUGGUUUCUACAGACACAUCUCCGGAGGACGACCCUGAACAGCAGCAUGUCCAAGCCAAAGAAGCAGAACGAAACCAUGCCUGAACUCGUCUUUAGCUCCUAGACCAGAUGUUUGCUGCAGUUGCUGUCACUGAUUCAACAUCCCACCCAACGACCGCGUUACCUGCUGCGUAUUUCCCCCCGCCAGCUUCCCCCAACACCACAGACCGACGCUGACCUACCAGCCAAAACACUGCUUUCUUUCUGCCUCUGUGCUCCCGGUGCUGUUUCCUGAGUUGCUGAGAUGCUACAGAAACAUGUACAUAUGAACACCAACCGUCUGCUCCGUCUGAUGACUCCAUCCACUUCUGUAUUACGCUGGAAACCAAGGAACUAGGACCAGAUCUUCGUGGUCUGGGCCGACUCUCAGCGUGUUCGUUUUCACCCCUGUGUUUGACCAAAAUGUCUGUUUCCAGACGAGCUCAAGUGUCUGGGAGAGCUUUAUGUUGGAGAUUCAGCGUGCGUCGCCUCCACGCUCACGUUUCCUGUGUUAUUUCUUCCUCCUCUCUGGUCAUGACUUGUGUUGUCAGCCCCAAAAACCCUGACUUUACUCCAGGCCAGACGGCUACUGAAGGUACUGGGUUUGGACGGUACAGAGGACGUUCUCCCCUCAUCCGGCCCACAGAACCCUGCUACUGUCAUUUACAGCCUCUCCUCUAUGGUUUGUUUGUGAACAACGUCUCUCUCCAGCUUAUCGAUUAAUGUGCAAAGCUGAUCGGGUGCUGGUGAGCAGUUUCUAAAUGUUAAAUUAACCAAGUUGUUGCUUUUUACUCUUUAACCCUUUAAAGUCUGACAUGAGAGAUGAUGCACAGAAAAUCCCCUUUAUUUUUUUAAGUAUGUCGUAUAUACUGGAAUUAAAAACACCCCACAUUUUGUUUUUAUCAGUUUCCUAAUGAAUACAUUGUUGUUUUUUUUAUUUAUUACUAUUGUUAUUGUUAUUAUGGGGUGGUGCAGAUGUCUCCCAUAUCAUUAUAACGGUUUCCAGAAUCUGGACCUGGCAGCUCUUUUAUCUGAAUCCGGAGCAUCAUCUAAAAUUUCACGUGCGCCGCAGCAGAAGUUCAGGUCAGAGCUGUUCACUGAGAAGAGUUACGUACAGGACUGUCUCAGAACAUUCGAAUAUUGUGAUUAGGGCGGGGUAUCGAUUCAAAUGUCAAGAAUCGAUUCUGAUUCUUAAUAAUCAGAAUCGAUUAUCAUGAUUCGAUUCGAUAUUGGCUUAGUGUUAUUUAAAAUGUUUUUUUUGCUGUUGCCUGAAUUAUAUGACUGUAAAAUAACUAGUGAAAUAAUAAUUUCACAAUAAUUACUGUGAAAUAACUAAGAAAUAAAUAACCCAAACAGGCCUUUCAAUAUCCAUUUAAAGUGCAAAAAAGAAAGAAAUUGCAACAGUUCAUGCAGUAAACAAAUCAUUCUAGCUUGUCUAAUUUAUUCUGUCACCACGCACACAUUUUUCAGAAGUGUCAUGACAAACUGUGUGUCCGACUACUGGGAUUAAAGUUCACCUGGCGAAAAUGAUGAAGAAAAAAAAAUCGAUCUUUAGACAUAAGAAUCGAUUUUUAGGCAUUAAUAUGAGAAUCGAUUUAGAAUCGGAAACUAGAUUUUUUUCAACGCAGGCCUAAUUGUGAUAAAGUUCUUUAUUUUCUGUAAUGCAAUUUAAAAAAAAAAAAAUAAAUAAAUAAAUAAAUAAUAAAUAAUGUCAUACAUUGUGGAUUCAUUACAAAUCAACUGAAAUAUUGCAAGCCUUU
Messenger RNA from Cololabis saira (Pacific saury), 4526 nucleotides. It is a transcript of the gene gfod1, whose product is annotated as glucose-fructose oxidoreductase domain containing 1. Bases 27 to 1202 code for a protein of 391 amino acids. Lineage: Eukaryota; Metazoa; Chordata; Actinopteri; Beloniformes; Belonidae. The record is from RefSeq and is a predicted model, not a curated record. Gene Ontology annotation, molecular function: nucleotide binding. The transcript is spliced from 3 exons.